Molecule: messenger RNA, 534 nt
Organism: Micromonas commoda
Lineage: Eukaryota; Viridiplantae; Chlorophyta; Mamiellophyceae; Mamiellales; Mamiellaceae
Exons: 1
Biological process (GO): tRNA splicing, via endonucleolytic cleavage and ligation
Molecular function (GO): tRNA 2'-phosphotransferase activity
Source: RefSeq, a predicted model, not a curated record
CGCCUGUCGAAGAACCUGUCGCAGAUCUUGCGGCACGGCGUCGUCGACGAGGGGCUCGCGGACUGCCUCGACGCGGAGGGUUUCGUGCCCCUCGCGCGGGUCCUGGCGCUGCCAAGGUUCCGCGGGGUCGGCGCGGACGAGAUACGCGCGCUCGUGGCGGCGGAUCGCAAGGGGCGCUUCGAGCUUCGCGAUCGCACCGACGGGAUCGUGCACGUGCGAGCCACGCAGGGCCACACCCUUCGAGGCGACGUCCUCGACGACGACGCCAUGGCGACGCGCCUCACGCGCACGAGCGGGAUCCGCGAGGCGGUGCACGGCACGUCGAUGCGCGCGUGGAAACGCAUUCGAACGCACGGGCUGAGCAGGAUGCGGAGGAGGCACGUGCACAUGGCGACGGGACUCCCGGGGGACGGGGAGGUGAAGUCGGGGGUGAGAAACGAUUGCGAGGUGGCGGUGUGGGUGGACGUGGAGCGGGGCGUGGCGGAGGGUGUGCCGUUCUUCGUGAGCGCCAACGGGGUGGUGCUGAGCCCGGGG